Molecule: messenger RNA, 4299 nt
Organism: Notechis scutatus (mainland tiger snake)
Lineage: Eukaryota; Metazoa; Chordata; Lepidosauria; Squamata; Elapidae
Source: RefSeq, a predicted model, not a curated record
GUCUUUUCUGAUUGGUAGCACGCAGGAAGCGCUGCUAUCUUCUCGGUUGUCGGUAUAAUGUAGGCUUAAAGAGGCGUCGAGUUCAGUUCAGAGGCAUCUUCCCUGAGGCUGAGUGGAAGUGGCACCGCCCGCGCGUUGGCACCGCCGGCAUGAGAAAGCGGAACGAGUCCGUCACCUUGGAGCAUGAGCGCUUUGCCUCCUCCGUUCCGGCUUCAGCCGCCGCCUCCGCUUCGUCUUCCUCUUCGCUGGAUAAAGGCUUCAGCUUGAGACCGAACCCGCGUUUAGCAGGCAGCGCCCGACCCGCCGGUGACUCUGCUAUGAAGCGGGCACUCGGCAGGAGACAUGGAAUGUGGGUUCGAUUGCGGAAAGUAGUGAUCUGGUUGUUGGGAAUAUACUUAGCGAUUCCGUUUCUAGUUAAAAUUUGUCCAGCUAUUCAGGCAAAGCUUGUCUUCCUAAAUUUUGUAAGAGUGCCUUAUUUCAUUGAUUUGAAAAGACCCCAGGACCAAGGGUUAAACCAUACCUGUAACUUCUAUCUGCAGCCAGAGGAAGAUGUAACUAUUGGAGUUUGGCACACAGUUCCCACAAUUUUAUGGAAAGAUGCUCAAGGGAAGGACCAACUGUGGUAUGAGGAUAUUUUGGGUUCCAAUAACCCUGUAAUCCUUUAUUUGCAUGGAAAUGCAGGGACUAGAGGAGGGGAUCAUCGUGUGGAACUCUACAAGGUUUUAAGUUUUCUUGGUUACCAUGUAGUCACAUUUGAUUAUAGAGGGUGGGGAGACUCUAUAGGCACUCCCUCAGAAAGUGGGAUGACCUAUGAUGCUCUUCAUGUAUUUGACUGGAUAAAAGCAAGAAGUGGAGACAAUCCAGUUUAUAUAUGGGGACACUCCUUGGGCACUGGAGUUUCAACCAAUCUAGUAAGACGUCUUUGUGAAAGAGAAACUCCCCCAGAUGCCUUGAUAUUAGAAUCACCUUUUACAAACAUACGCGAAGAAGCAAAAAGUCACCCCUUUUCAGUGGUAAGUACAAAUUUACAUGCUAAAAUUCUCAUUCUAUUGUUUUUCCUUGACCCUAUCACAUCAAGUGGAAUAAAGUUUGCCAAUGAUGAGAAUGUGAAGCACAUUUCAUGCUCUCUGCUUGUUCUUCAUGCUGAAGAUGAUCCUGUGGUUCCAUUUCAUCUUGGAAAAAAGCUAUACAACAUUGCUGCCCCAUCUCGGAACUUUCGUGAUUACAAAGUACAGUUUGUUCCAUUUCACAAAGAGCUAGGAUACAGGCAUAAAUACAUCUACAAGAGCCCAGAACUACCUCGAAUAUUACGGGAAUUCCUGGGAAAAUCUGCACAUCAUCAUCAUCAUCAUCACUGAAGACUUUAACAUGUUACACUUAAAAAUCAUAACAUCUUUGAAAAAGAGAAAAAAAAGUCUGCUAUUAUUGAAACCCAAGCACCGGAUAUGCCAUUGAUUCUGGCUGCAGUUCUAAAAGAUACCUUGAAAUCUCAAGUUUUGGGACAGUAGAUAUGAAGAAUGAAUGUAAUUGGCUUCUGUGUCUCCCCACCCCUACCCCCAAAGAAUGAGGGAGCAAAAUUUUGGAACAAUUAACUUCAAGCACAAUAAAGACUUUGUAAUCCGCACCCCACCCUGGCUGCCACCCCUGCUUUUUCCCAUAAAUUAUAAACAUUCUCACAAUAUUGUGCCGGAUUGUUACAAGACUAAAGAACUUGCACUCUAAAACAUAGCUGGACUAUAGUUAUCUGCAAAAAUAUAAUUCUUACAACUUUUCAGUGCUAUCUAUUUAUUUUUUUUGAGCUGCAGGUUUCCUUCUAGAAUUUAGUUUGGUAAGGGAUAUUUUUCUUAUGUAGAUUGCAGAAGAUAAUGUGGAUUUUAAAUUAAUUUUAGAAACCAGAGAGACAGGACAUUUUAGAAUGAAUUGAAGGAUGACUCACUUUUUUAAAAAGGUGUCUGUUUAACUAUUAUAAUUUAAUAGUGGUCAAUUUUCCCCUUAUUGCUUUGCUUUCAAUUCUCCCAGACAAGAAAUACACACAAAAUAUAAUUACAAUCCAUCUACAAACAUGCAUCUCCUUUGAAAUUUUGCCUCUACUUUUCAAGCCAUUUUCUUUUGAUGUACAUAUCCCUUAAGUGAAGUACAUCAUAUUAAUUAAAAAUUAUCAUUGGAAGUUGUUCGAAGUAACUUUUCUGUUAACAUACAUCUUUAAGUUUAGACUUGUGGGAAAAUGUGUGUUUUCACUGUGGUAAAUAUGUCUUCCAGGCUCUUCUAAUUAUAGAGAGAAAUAUAAGCACUUUGGGAGUGAAAAAUAAAUUAUGCCAUUUUAAAUAAUUGUGAUUCUUCAGACAUCCCAGCCUAAUCAUUUCCUUCAAAAUGCUCAGGUACACUAGAGGUGAUCAAAAGUUUUUUUUUAAAUACAAGGGAAAGAAAUUAGCCUUUUGAUUAUUAUUUUUUGAUGUGCAUUUUCUUUGGGAAUAAAACUCAUUCUGAAUUCUCAGCAGUUAAAUUUUUCAGUUUCACAUGGAAUGCUGAAAUAUCAGCCAGGUCAACCAAAGGUAUUGAAAGUGACACAUUCUUAUGUUAACAGUACUUCAUCCCUGAUCAUUAAAGUAAUUACUUUCUACUAUAAAAAUGAAGGUUAGUUUUAGUUUGCUAUGUAUAUUAUUAAAACCUGUGAUGUAUGAAAUCUACCUUACUGGCUUUAAAUGUUCCCUUCAGUUAACACAACGUAUGAAUAAAGAUUUUUUUUCUUUUAUUAUAAUAAAAUUAUACUACCUAUACUGAAUUGAGCAGACAAUGUAAUAACUAAUUUUAACAGAUACAGAAUCUGGUUUUCAUGUACUGCUUUUGAGACUGACCAAACCUUAUAUUUUAUGAAAAUCUAGUCCCUUAUCCCAGUUAUGGCUUAAUCAACAGCAACACUGUGCAUUGCUUCUAUUUUGGUUGGAAAGAGAUAACCUGUUCAAGCCUCUGAGUUUUGCAAGGGAGGUUUCUGUUGUCACCAUAUGAUCCUGGAAGCAGACAUGGCUUCUUGACUGAGUUGAAGACGGGCUACAUUUGCAAUGCUACACAUUCCAUACCACUUCUUCCAAAUAAAAUCUGAAGUAUUUCAUGGCUUUAAUAAAUAGAGAUAUGUAUAAUCCUCCCACAUGUACAUAAGUGUUUUGCUUUUUAUAUUUGAUGAAACAAGCCAGAAAUGUCCGUGAACUAUAGUUUGGGUUGAGAAACUAUAGCUAGUAUGUUUCAAACGAGAUGAAUUAUGAAGCCAUUGUUUAAAGAUGAAUUCUAUAUUCUAGCUUGUUAGACACCAUUAACACUGAUUCCCAAUUGGGAUGUUGUAAAAGGCUGUGAUUUACUGAGACUUGUUCAUUUGAUCUCAUGAAGGAGGAACAAAGUGAUUGUUCAUGAGUGCACAACAUUCCAGUGUAACUUUAUUUAUUAACCUGGGACAUGAUCAUCCAAACACUGCCAUGUGAUUACCAAAAUCCAUUUUUUGAGAUUUGAAAAAUCUAUGUGUCUUAUGACAAAAAGUAUAGCAUGGAUGUUCAUUUAGGCCAGUCGUCUUCAACUUGGGAAUCUUCCAUUCAUUAAAUUAACUAAGACUGGAAGAGGCUGCAUAUUAGGGAGGAGACUAGAGAAGGUUGAUAUUUUGCUAUUUGCACAUACUUCGUUUUGCUAACCAAAUUCAAUGCAGGCAUGGCAUGGUGAGCAAUUAGAGCAAAUGAAUUAUGAGCCAGUGUGGCUGAUGGGCUUAAGCAUUCAAUAUUAGGCACAAUAGUUUUUUAUUCUAGUUCAGAAAAGUUUUUUAGUCUGAAAGAUAUAGGCAGGUAUUAAUAAUGUCUGUAUAUUUUCUUUGGCAUGUAUCAGACAACUUACAGAUUCAUUCUGCAAACAUUAGCUUGUUCUUUGCAUUAAGACUUCCUGCAAUUAAGUAAUCUAUUAGUUUUGAUUCACAAUAACUUGCAAAUUGUGCCACAUAAAAUGUCAUCUUUUCUCCCCUUCUCAAGUUUAGGAUUAUUGCAUUUAAGAAAGGCAAAAAUGUUGUUUCAGCUCUUUUGAAAAAACCAGGAUAAUGUUCUGUGUAGCACUGCUCCUGCUGUCACUACUUUAGUAUUGAUAAAAGUACAGACUAAUGUGGCAAUGUCAACUCUGCCAGUGCAACAAAAACUAUAUUCCAAAGCAUGCACAGUGCUAUUUGUUCUGACACAUAUGUUUCAAUUGUUUAGGCCAGUAAAAUCCACUGAAAUGGAAAUGUUUAUCUAAAACAGUAUGUAGUUUUAAUAAAAAAUGAUUUUGACUUCU